CCUAGCAAUUUCAUGGCAAUUGCUUUAUGCUUCUUCCUUUUUCCUUCAAAGCCUUUUAUUUAGUUCUCGACCCUAUAUAUUAAGGGCCCGAAACUCCUCUUUGUUUCACAAAAAUGGAACCCAUUAAAAUUUCCAGAUCUUUUCGUAGUUUUUCUCCAAAGAAGCUUACGUUGAGUUUACUACAAUCAAAAUCAAAAUCAAAAUCAAAAUCAAAAUCCUUAAGCUCUCCUAGGACUCCAAAAUCACCAAUUACGACACCACGACGAAACUCGAGUAGUAACAACUCAAGAGAGGAGGAAUAUAAGGAAGUUUUUCGUCGUUUUGAUGGUGAUAAUGAUGGAAAAAUUUCUGCACAUGAACUAAGAUCCUAUUUUGAAUCUGUAGGAGAGUAUAUGUCCCACGAGGAUGCUGAAAUAGUGAUAAAUAAUCUUGAUACGGAUAAAGAUAAUUUUCUUGAUUUUCAAGAUUUUAUGAAGCUAAUGGAGAAAGAAGGUGAAGAGGAGGAUUUGAAGAGAGCCUUUGAAAUAUUUGAAUUGGAAAAAGGUUCGGGUCGGAUUACGCCCAGAAGUUUGCAGAGGGUUUUGAGUCGAUUAGGGGACUCGAAAUCAUAUGAUGAGUGCGUGGCUAUGAUUCAAGUUUAUGAUAUGGAUGGUAAUGGCGAACUUGAUUAUCAAGAAUUUCAGCAAAUGAUGAUGGCUUGAAUUUUAUUAAGGUUUUCUUGAUUAUGCUUUUAAGAAAAUAAUGUGUAAAAGUUUGAUUUUUGUGAAGUAAUUGUAUAUAAAAAAUAAAGCAUGCAAAAGCAUCUGCCGUGAAUAGUAAUUACUAAUUACUGCAAUUUGUGUGUGGAAAGAAAUUUACGGUUUUUAAGUUUCCUAUUAGUUAGUAAGUUUCUACCGUGUUUAUUUAUUAUGAAAAUUUUAUUCCUUUUCUAGCUA
This is a messenger RNA of Olea europaea var. sylvestris, 935 nucleotides long. Its product is annotated as probable calcium-binding protein CML41. NCBI's taxonomy places the organism in Eukaryota, Viridiplantae, Streptophyta, Magnoliopsida, Lamiales, Oleaceae. Gene Ontology annotation, molecular function: enzyme regulator activity; calcium ion binding. The record is from RefSeq and is a predicted model, not a curated record. The coding region runs from base 114 to 701 and encodes 195 amino acids. The transcript has a single exon.